UAGCCGUUUAACUCUCUUUGUGUGCGUUUUCUACUUUACACAAUCUGACCGUUGGGGGUGUUCACUAUACUUCAUGUAACAUACUCUUUCUUCUUGUUGUCGCACUUACCCCACACACACACAACACACACACACACAAACAAUGGUCGCAAGAUCCCCACCUAAGCCGAAGAAGAAGAUUGUGGCUCCACUUGAUCCGAUUCAACUCAGAGACACACUCAACAAGGUGGAGAAAUGUAUGGAUAGACUGCAAGAGCUUCAGUACAUCACCGGUGGGACGAAGGUGAUAUCCGGUGUGAAUCUCAGCCCUCGUAGUUCCAGAGGCUACUUAAGAACAAGCCUCAGGUGUAAACAGGAAUCACUCAGAAUCAGAAAUGCAAAUGGUCAAAAAUCGCCACCUGGAAGAUUACCCACACAAAUAGGGGAAUGGAAGAGGAUGUCACUACCAGCGAUGAUUUUGGGCGAAACCGUGGGGGAGAUACUCCAAGCAAGUCAGUUUGCUAGAGAAAUCGUGACGGCUGUUGAAACGAAAGCCAAAAAGAUCACCACCGGCGCCGGCGGCGAUCCGAAAACUCCGGUGACUCAUUCCAGACGGAAUUCGAGGUUAAACCCAGAAACCACCGAGCUCCGGUCACGGAGAAAGAGAGAGAAACGGAUAAUUCGAUCAGAUCUACAUUCUCCUUUACUUGAAAGAGCAAAAUCACGGAUUAAUUUCAAAGUCUCCGGUUCACCACCCAAAAAAGAAAUUGAGACUGAAAAGGGUCGUUUUCCGGCGAAUAGGGUGUCUCCGAAGAACAAACCUUGGGCUAGAAAAACCGUGAUCUUCCCGAACCCCCUUUUCCAUUCAACACCUGCUUCACAAAACCAACAAUUUUGCAGAACAAGGUCGCCGGUGAUUACAAGAACCCGUCAGACCACGCCUCACAAGUUUCUAAUCAAGACGCCGCCGCCUCCUGCUGCUGUGGCUAAGUUUCAAGUAAAAAUUCGCAGUCCACCACUUUCUGUAUCUCCGACCAGACCCAAAACGGCCAGCGCGAAGAAGAAGGCGAUGUCACCGCCAAAGAACGUGUCCACGUCAGCAAAGCUACGGAGGUCAUUUUCGCCGUCGAGAUUGGCUACUAGAUUGGCUUCGCCAUUGAAGAUUAGGAACCCAGCGAUUUGCGUAUCUCCGACAAGAUCUGGGAUGGCUUCCGUGAAGAAGUCGAUCUCACCGCCCAGGACGGUCACCGGAAAGAAGAAGUUGGCGUCACCGCCAAGGACGGCCUCCGUGAAGAAGUCGAUUUCACCGCCUAAGAAAGUGUCGACGGCGGCAAAGCUGCGGAGGUCGUUUUCACCGUCGAGAUUGGCGAGUAGAUUGGUUUCACCAUUGAAGAGUAGGAAAUCAUCUGUACAGAAGAGCGUGGAUAGUAGCGAGAUGAUGAUGAACAUGAUGAGUGGAUUGAAACAGAGGCCACUGUCAACAACUACACCGAUGCAUUUGUCAGCUCGGAGAAUUUAAGAUUUCAUUCUUUUAUAUGAUAUUUCCUUAAUGUCAAUAUGAUUUCUGUUUGGUGUUCACAUUUUUAUAAUCAUAAAAUAACAAUAACUUGCAAUUUGUUCCCAUAAUUUAUGACUCUUUAUUGAUUCAGGAAUCAGUCACAAAAGUACAAAAAUCGAUUAUAUUUUUAUAUAUAUGCCGCAUCAAAACGACAAAAUUCUCUUAAGGGUUUCUAAUGGAUCUUCUUCCACCAAAUCAAUCUCCACAUUGCUAUACUCCCGCCAUUUACAAGCUACUUCUUCAUUACACACCACACGUACAUGAGACAGCUCCCCCACAGAUUCUGGUAGCUCAUGUACUCCGCUGCAACCUUUCAUAUAAAUCUUCCUUAAACAACCCAAUUUCCCCAUUUUUUCUGGCAACCCAC
Molecule: messenger RNA, 1904 nt
Organism: Lactuca saligna
Lineage: Eukaryota; Viridiplantae; Streptophyta; Magnoliopsida; Asterales; Asteraceae
Source: the annotation of a GenBank genome assembly